UAAAGGCGAUUAGAAAAAAAGACAACAAUAUGGCGGCCGUUGUGCGGAAACGCGCAUGCAGGAAUGCAAAGGGCAAUUUCGCUUAGGUUUGCCGAGAGGGAAGGAGAAUUUCCUCUUUUCCGUUGGAGCAGGCCUAAUGAUGUUUCAGUAGAAAGAUGAGAAGUCCUUUUAAAGCGUCGGUAGCUUUGCAAUUUGUCACUUUAAUGGCAGGGAUAAUUUCUAUGGAAGGGAAUGGGAAAUUGAACGAUGAAAAACCCAGUGGUUUGUCUGCUCGGAGUAGCUCUUGUUCACUUGUAAUAGUGAGUACGUUGGAUGGGAAAUUAAGCGCAUUGGAUACACGAGAUAAUGGCAAGUUACUGUGGAGUUUACCAGCUUUCCACGGACCUCUGUUGUCAUCCAGCCUCAGUUCGGUUCAGAUGGCAAAACACGUGCGUCUAAUACCCUCAUUAGAUGGUGGAUUGUAUCAAGUCAAUGGAGACAAAGUUGAGCCCAUUCCUUUCACUGCAGACACACUCCUUGGUUCCUUCCUAAAGCUUCCUGAUGGUUCAAUUUUAGUUGGUGGCAAGGAAGCCACGUCAUGUGGACUUAAUCCCUAUUCUGGGAAGGUACAGUAUGUCUGUUCAGCGGAUGGCUGUCAGUUAAAGGAUUCCGAUGAGCAGCAUGUCCAAGGCAGCGAUGUUCUUGUACUCAAAAGAACACAACAGACAAUCCGUGCUGUUGAUCAGAGAAGUGGCAUUGAAAGAUGGAAUUUUUCUGUUGGACAACAUGAUGUUAGCUUCUUGGAAGCUAUUUUCAAUGAAGACAAUGAUGCCCACUCUUCUGUUGAGGACGCUGAAGUGUUUACAGAAUGGAAUCUGCGUGUGUCCAUUCCCAGUGGGCUUGUAGCAGCAGUAAACACUCUUGAUGCAACAGAGACUGAAGUUGUGUUAUGGAGCCACCAGUUUGAUUCCCCCAUAGCAGCAGUGUGGAGGUUGAAUGGGGGUUUUGUACAACCAGUAAAAUUACUCACAAAAGAAGUUACACCAGAAUUGGCUCCCUCAUCUGACAAAGUUUCAUUUCCGCCGGGACCUGUCAUGUAUAUGGGCAAAUAUGAUGGUCAAGUUUACAUUCAGACAUCAGAGCCAUUUAACCCAGCUCAGGAAAACAUAGCAUCUAGACUUGAUGCAGAUGUAAGUGGUAAAACUGUGGCACAAAGACACAGGCAGGUGACAUGGAGGCCUUAUUUGACAAGUUCACCAUCACGCACACCAACUGUGGUCUCAAAGGAGUUAGCUGUGUGGAAUCCUUUAGAAUAUCCAUUUGAUAAUGGCUAUUACUUUUAUGGUGAAGUGAUGCCAGUGGUUCCCCCACAUGCCAAGGCCAAACAGCUUCCUCCAGCGGAUUCUGAUGAUGUUUUUGCCAGAAAUAACAAGAGCUCUGCUGAAACAGCUUUGAAUCGUAAUGAUAUUUCAGGAUGGUGGCAUGGUGCUGUGUUUGUAACAGUUACUUUUGCUGUCAUGGCUCAGUUUGUUCUGCGUUUCUUCCGUGAAUCCAGUAAGAGAAAUUGUGAAGCAGUAACAAAAUACCAGAGGUUGUCUUCUGCUUCGUUACCAUCAUCCACACAUACAUCUACUGCAUCAUUGGAGACUAUCAAGGAACCAUUAACUCCAUCCUCAUCAGAUUGUCUGUCACAGUCCAACUCUUUUGUCUCAAGAUAUUUAUAUGAUUUCGAUCAUGAACUGUGCCUUGGCAAGGGUGGCUUUGGCCUUGUGUUUCAAGCGAGGAAGAAAGUGGAUGACUGUAGAUACGCUGUCAAGAGGAUAAGUUUGCCAAACUGUAAUGAGGCCAUGGAAAAAGUCAUGCGGGAAGUGAAAGCCUUGGCAAAACUUGAACAUCCUGGCAUAGUACGAUAUUACAACUCAUGGUUUGAGGAACCACCAGUUGGCUGGCAGGAUGAAGUUGAUGCACAAAUGUUUGAACAAGGGGAAUUAUGCGAACUGCCAUCAGAAGCACCAUCACUUGGCUCAGGGAUUGUAAUGCAUGCAUUACCAAAUGAUGCAUCGUACUCGCAAAAUGGCCUUGGUGAAGAAAAGAAGGCCAGAAGAAGGAGGAAAACAACUUCCAGCAGCCGAUCCAGGCAUUCAUCUUAUCACUCAAAUCCAGACGAGGAUGAUGGAAAAAUUAAUGGCGAGAUAAUUGAUGUCUAUCAGUUAGAGAAUGAAGCAUUCCUAGAUGAAAAUGAAAUUAGUGAUUCUUUCAGUAUAGAAUUUGUUUCAUCAAGUAACAAAGAACUGACAAAACCCAGAAAUGGAUUUCAUCUCAAUGCUUUGGAGGAAAGUACAUCAGACAGCAUCGUCUUCAGACAUUCAGACUCUAGCUUAAGUCAAAAGGAUGUAAACACAAGCAACGUUGGAUCACUACCAUCAUCUGACAACACACAGGAUUCCGUAUCCAAGGAAACUAGCUCCUCAGAGGAACUCUGUUUAACCUCUUCACAUCACUCUUUACUUUCAAGAGAAAAACAUAAGUGUCAGGAUAAGCAGUGCAAUACUGAUAAGCUGUCAGCACCAUUGUACCUGUUUAUCCAGAUGCAGCUUUGUCAGAAAGAAAGCCUGAAAGACUGGCUCAAAGCUAAUCAUGAAAGGAACCAUAAAUACUGCCUGAAUGUCUUUGAAGAGAUCCUAGGUGCUGUUGAGUACUUUCAUGGAAGAGGACUUAUGCAUAGAGAUUUAAAGCCAUCCAAUAUUUUCUUUUCACUGGAUGGUUCAGUGAAAGUUGGUGAUUUUGGAUUAGUGACAGCCCACACAUCAGAAAACAACCUGGACACACCCAUUAAAGAUUCUCUAAUGGAUGACACAAAUCAUACAAGCCAAGUUGGAACACAGUUGUACAUGAGCCCAGAACAGAUGGAGGGAAAGCCAUAUUCCCACAAGGUAGACAUCUUUUCCCUUGGACUCAUAUUUUUUGAGCUGUUUUGUCCAUUUAGUACUCAAAUGGAAAGGAUUAAGGUUAUGUGUGGUGUCAAACAGAGGGUCAUCCCAAAUUACUUUCAAGAAAAAAUGCCUCUACAGUCGGAAUUGGUGCAGUGGUUAUUGUCUGCCAUACCAAAAGCAAGACCAAAUGCCACAGAAGUUAAGAAGAGUCAUAUUCUCAGCGAGAUAAAACACAAGGUUUCAGAAAACCCCAAUAGAUAACAAGACAAAGAAGGUUAAUCUUCACUAGUAAUGUCAAAGUUUGUGCCAAACCUCUGGAUUUGAAAGGGGAAUAAAUCCUAUGGGAAAAUAACCUUCAUUGGUAAAGAAGCUAAUGUUACAGGUUCAUACUGUAGAAAUUUAAAAAUUGUGGACAUUUUGUAGGCAUCAGUUGCAUUAGUAGAAUUCCAUUUCAGGCAUAGUUCAUUGUGAAAUGAUGAAUUUUUUAAGGGAUAUUUUUGUAUUAUGAAAAAUGUAUAUAGAGUUUAGACAAAAAUGUACAUAUGGCAAGUUAUUUAUUAGCAAUCAGACAAACAUGCUAAAAUUCUUGGAUUUUGAUUUCACUUGUUUAUUGUAUAAACAGCAACAUUGUAAAAAAGCAGUUGCAAGAUGAAUAGUUAAUCAGAAUUAAACAGUAUGAACAACUCA
This is a messenger RNA of Stylophora pistillata, 3599 nucleotides long. Its product is annotated as eukaryotic translation initiation factor 2-alpha kinase 3. Gene Ontology annotation, biological process: regulation of translational initiation by eIF2 alpha phosphorylation. The record is from RefSeq and is a predicted model, not a curated record. Lineage: Eukaryota; Metazoa; Cnidaria; Anthozoa; Scleractinia; Pocilloporidae. Gene Ontology annotation, molecular function: ATP binding; protein binding; eukaryotic translation initiation factor 2alpha kinase activity. Gene Ontology annotation, cellular component: cytoplasm; nucleus.